Coregonus clupeaformis (lake whitefish) is the source of this 7179-nucleotide messenger RNA. RefSeq names its product collagen alpha-1(XVI) chain. The record is from RefSeq and is a predicted model, not a curated record. Bases 311 to 5191 code for a protein of 1626 amino acids. The transcript has 70 exons. NCBI's taxonomy places the organism in Eukaryota, Metazoa, Chordata, Actinopteri, Salmoniformes, Salmonidae.
GAAGGAAGGGAGGGAGAGAGAGAAUAAACUUUUUUCAAACAACAGCCAGCAGAAAGAGGGGAGGGGAAAGAAGUUAGACAUGAUCACUCUGCCAGUAACUUUUUAUUUCCCCUGGUAAGAAGGCUCCAGCAGAAAAAGGAUUGAGGGGAGAAAACAGUGUGGAUUACAACGGGACAGCAGCAAAAGGGUUUUUACCUGCCUCAACAGCAUAUAGGCUACUGUACACUUUGGAUUAAUGUGGUCGUAACUGCAGGGAUUUAUCAAUAGCUGUAGCAGUCGAGGUGUGUGUGUGUAUCCAGAGGAUAGAGCCAUGAGGAAUCUCAGCUCCUUCCUGGUUCUGCUCUCCCUCAGCCUCUGGUCAUGUGACCUGGUGGCAUCAUCCAAAGAAGUACGAUGCCCCUCCCAACAGGUAGAUGACUGGAAGUUCCCUCAGACGGCCAGACACAACAUCACAGGUUUCAAUCUGGUGCGACGCUUCUCCCUGCUCAAGACAGCAAUGGUCAAGAAGAUCCGUAACCCCCGAGGACCCGUCAUCCUCCGACUGGGCAAGACAGCGCUCAUCCACCCCACAGAUCAGGUGUUCCCCCAUGGUCUUCCUGAUGAGUUCACGCUGGUCUUCACUUUGCUCCUCAAGAAGAAAACACUGAGAAACAACAUCUACCUCUUCCAGAUCUCUGAUGAACAGGGAUACCCACAGUUCUCUCUUGACCUGAAUGGCCCUGAGGCCACCCUGUCCCUGCGUGCGCGGGGGGCCGACCCCCUGGGUGACCCGGUUGGGUGUGUGUUCAGCGGGGAGGGCGUGGAGUCUCUCCUGGACAGUGGCUGGCACAAACUGGCCCUCAGCGUCCAACAGGGAGCAGCCUCUCUACACGUGGACUGCAGCUCCAUCCAGACCAUGCCCCUGGAGCCCCGGGGAGAGCUACCCACCGAGGGACACACCAUGCUAGGCAUCAGAGCCACCGAUGCUGCCCCUGUGGAGAUGGACAUUCAGCAGGCGAUGGUGUACUGUGAUGCCUCCUUGGCCAUUCAGGAGGCCUGCUGUGAGAUACCUGGAGCUCGGUGCCCCCCUGGUGCCCUCAAGAGUCGCCGCGCUGCCGAAAAUGACCUGGAGCAGCAGGUUCUUGCCUUUAAUCAGGAGAUCCUUGGGUCCAAGGGCCUGGCAGAGAAAUGUGCUGGCUGUGUUCUUCUCAAUGAUGACCUAAACGUGGCAUCAGGUGGACACACUGGACAGCACGGAAUGAAGGGAGAGAAGGGAGAUCAGGGUUCAGACUGCAGUGAAUCUGGAUCUGGUACAUGCAAACAGGGACGCAUGGGACAGAAGGGGGAGAAAGGCGAGUCGGUGCUGCCCGCGAACUGGGGAGACGCUGUCGGACACAAGGGAGAUAAAGGACAGAAGGGAGAUAUUGGUCUCCAGGGACUAUCUGGAACCCCAGGAAAGGAUGGUCGGGCUGGAUCCAUCUGUGUGGUGGGACCCAAGGGACAGAAGGGUACCUCUGGAAAGGUGGGGCCUGAGGGACUAGCAGGAGAACCGGGAAAACCCGGACUUCCAGGAUUGCCAGGAAUUGGAAAACCAGGCCUGCCAGGCCUGCCAGGCACUCCUGGAGGACCUCCUGGAUCGAAGGGAGACAAGGGGGAUUCUGGGACACCAGGGAAAGAUGGAGAACCAGGAGAUCCUGGUCCUAGGGGUUCUGGUGGUGGUAAAGGAGAUAAGGGUGACCCGUGUGAGAUGUGUCCCGUCCUGUCUGCAGACCUGGGCAACACUGUGGCCCUCCAGGGGAAGACGGGGCCCAAAGGAGAGCCUGGUGUCCCUGGGAUAGGAGACCCUGGCCUCCCGGGUCUUCAAGGAGCAGAUGGGAAGGCAGGAGACAAGGGAGAGGCGGGGUCGGAUGGUGUCAAAGGGGAAAAGGGCGAUGUGUGUGCUGUGUGCCCCACCCUGAGUGAAAUACCUGCUGCCAACCUUGUUGCCAUGGAACAAACCCUGAAACUCAAAGGAGAGAGAGGAAAACCAGGGCUGGGACAGAAGGGAGAACAGGGGGAACCUGGAGUCAGUGGCCUGGCAGGGCUGAGAGGAGAGAAGGGUAACGCUGGUGGCAAAGGAGCUGACGGUAGAACGGGCAAAGCUGGACCCAGAGGACCUAGUGGCAAGGAUGGACUGAAGGGGAUUAAGGGAGAUCCAGGGAUUCCUGGUCUGGAAGGCCCUAAAGGAGAGAAGGGUGCGUCAUGUGGCGUGUGCCAGUCUUCUCCCUCUGAGGUGGGAAGUGGGACGUCCUUCGUCAAGGUGCUAGCGGGUGAACCUGGCCCUCCAGGGCCUGCUGGGCCUACAGGAGUGGGCACCGACGGCAAACAGGGUGUACCAGGUCUUGAUGGUCUAAGGGGAGAGAAGGGAGACCAGGGUGAGCAGGGAGACCAAGGAUUGGCCGGAACCCAUGGAACCCAGGGCCUGCCUGGAGAGCCUGGUCGGGAUGGACUAACUGGACUGAAGGGAGAGAAGGGAGAUGCGUGUGAGAGCUGUGCGCCUGUCUCUGGGGGGCAGGUGGGUGUAGGAGGGGUGCAGGGAGCCAAGGGCGAGAGGGGCAACCCCGGACCCCCAGGAGAGGGGAAAGCAGGGAAACAUGGCAAACCCGGUCUUCCCGGUGUCCAAGGGCCUGUAGGACCAAAAGGAAGCCAGGGUGACCCAGGAGUUGAAGGAGUGGGCAUCCCAGGACCUCAGGGAGAAGAAGGACCCAGGGGCCUACCAGGGGUGGCAGGUCCUCAGGGUAUUAGAGGACUUAGUGGACCUAUUGGACCUGCUGGGGACAUGGGUCCUAAAGGAGAGGAUGGGCCUCCAGGGCCACAGGGGCCCAUGGGUGUAGGUGUUACAGGACCCCCGGGUAAAGACGGCAAAGGCGGAUCCAAUGGAAUCCCAGGAGCUGAUGGAAGAGAUGGAACUGACGGAGCCAAGGGAGACAAGGGUGAACCUGGAGACUGUAACUGUUUCAGCCCUCCAUACGCAGGAACAGGAGGACCGGGAGCCCCAGGAACUCUGGGAGGAAAUACUUGGCAGGGGCCUCCGGGACCACCAGGUCCUCCUGGUCCUCCUGGGCCACAGGGCUUCAUCGGCAUCACAGGACCCCAGGGUAACCCUGGCAACGAUGGGGUACAAGGGCAGCCGGGUCUGCCUGGGAGAACUCACCUGAGGCUGCCUCAGGAUGAGGACCCCAGUCGAGGAAAUGGAAAGGAGGUGUGUGAGGACUGCUCCAAGGGCUUGCCAGGGGUACCAGGCAUGGCGGGCACCAAGGGAGAGAAGGGAGAUGAGGGCAAGACUGGCAUAGGCCACGCCCCCGACGGCUGUGAGAGGUGUUUCCUAAACCAAAGGCUGCAGAUGGAGGAGGCCGCACAGGCGCCUACCACCACCAACACCAACACCAAUGGAGCUAAUGGAGGCUGCUCCGGACCAGGAACACCAGGAACACCAGGCCACCCAGGAACACCUGGAAUAAGGGGAGAGACGGGUCCUCAGGGGCAAAGAGGACAGGCUGGAGUACCAGGAAAUAUGGGUCCUCCUGGUUUUCCUGGUCCUCAAGGCUCAUCUGGACUUCCUGGUCAGCAGGGUGAGAGAGGGGCAGCAGGACCACCAGGUGUGAAGGGUGAAACGGGCCCUCCCGGGACUAAUGGAUACCCAGGUUCUAUGGGACCACCUGGGCUUCCUGGCCUGAAGGGCGAGCGAGGGACCCCAGGCAGUGUGGGAACGAAGGGAGAAUCGGGUCCACCAGGCAACCCAGGAUACCAGGGAAAGGCUGGAGUAGCGGGACCCAAAGGAGAGGCUGGACUGGCAGGUUCUGAUGGACCGAAGGGAAAUCAGGGCUCCCAAGGGCAACCAGGAUUCCCAGGGACACCGGGCCCCCCUGGUCCCCCUGGUAAACAAGGAAGAGAAGGCCCACCUGGACCCAAGGCUGACAAGGGUAAUGAUGGAGCACAAGGUCCACAGGGCUCGUCUGGACCGUCAGGUUCUCCUGGGGCUCCUGGCUUGCAGGGACCUCCUGGAUUUGAGGGAUUGGACGGUAAAGAUGGGAAACCAGGAAUGAGGGGUGAGCCAGGGCUUCCAGGGACGGCAGGACCCAGAGGAAUCCCGGGUUUCAAAGGAAAGCAUGGACAUGUUGGCUUCCCUGGACAGAAGGGUGAUGCUGGACCUGUAGGCCCACCGGGGACAGCUGGCAGACCAGGACUUGAAGGUGACGCCGGAGCCCCUGGGCCUCAGGGUCGACCCGGUCCCCCAGGACACCUUGGUUCUGCAGGAGCAGCAGGACCCCCAGGACCGGCAGGCCCAGCAGGAGAGGGUAUAAAGGGGGAGAAAGGCCAGGCAGGAGACAGAGGGCUACCAGGGAUGGUUGGCCCAGCUGGACCCCCCGGUCAUCCAGGAAUGAUGGGAGAACCAGGAAGUGAUGGAGCUGUGGGCAAAGAUGGAUCGCCUGGUCUGCCAGGAGACAAUGGACAAUGUGGUCAAAAGGGUGAAGCAGGUACCCCAGGUCAGAGGGGCGCCCCAGGGGAGCGAGGUCGCCCUGGACUUCCUGGCGGAGGGGGGUACUCCUCCAAGGCUGAUGCCCCAGUGAUGGGCCCAGUGGGACCCAGGGGAGAGAGGGGGACCCCUGGCUCACCAGGCACUGCAGGGUCCCCCGGACCUCCAGGAAUACCAGGCAACGAGCCUGUGGUCAACUAUGACAACAUCAAGGACUUCAUUCGCCAGCAGGUCAUGAAGAUCUUUGAUGAGAGGAUGGCCUACUUCAUGUCUCGUAUGCCGCAGCCACAAGAGGUGUCAUCUCCCGGUCGUCCUGGCCCCCCAGGGAAGGAUGGUAAUCCAGGUAGAGAUGGGACUCCAGGGGCCCCAGGUCAGCCAGGGCAGAUAGGUAGAGAGGGUCGCCAAGGACCCUUGGGACCACAGGGUCCACGAGGUCUAAAGGGAGAGAAAGGUGACAAGGGUGUAGGGGAGAUGGGUGACAGUGGACCCCCAGGAGCACCAGGUGUUCCGGGCCCCCCAGGCUAUGGUAAGAUGGGCCCCAGCGGCCCUGUGGGUCAGCAGGGGGUCCCUGGGGUCUCAGGAACCCCUGGACAGCCGGGUCAGAAGGGCAGGGAGGGCCGGUGUAACCCCUCUGACUGUAUGAGCCAACCAAUAGAGUGGAACCCUAAGGGCCCUUCCAUCAAGGGCCCCUACUAGAGAGAAGGCUUUGAAGAGGAGAGGAUGAGAUAGAUGGAGAGAUAGAAGAAAGCAACCCAAAUACCAGAAGGCACUAGAGAAAGGAGUGGAGGGGAGAAGAGAAAAUAGAUCAAACAAAAGACCAGAGCUACCGUCCGAUCAACAGAAAUCAUCCCAGGAGAACAAAUUAAUACUGAAACACCAAUAGUUGAUGUGGAGGACCCAUCCCUAAUUCAUCAGUGUUUGCCAGUUAGCUGUCCUCCUCACCACCUGUGUAGAAAUUGUAUAUGUGUAGUACCUUCCUCUAACUGAAGCCUUAGUACCAGCUGAAGUUGCUUCAAUAAAGGAGAGAUAUGGACGCUGUACUAUCCUGCCUCUGUCCUCUCUUUCAUAUAUUUUCUGUUCAUUCCUGCUACGUUUCCCAACUGUAGCUAUCAGCUCUUUCUAUUAGUUAGACAUGUUUAUUUUGACAAUACCAGCAAGAGCAAAUCCAGCCUUUGAAAAAUGCAUAUUCUUCCUCAUCCUCACUAUCAUCCUCAUCUUCAUUCUGAUUAUAAAACGUGCCCGUUGGGAGUAUUAGGCAGCUACUUUGUGAUUUUCUGCGUUGAUCUAGCUUCUGUCUAGCCAUAGAAACAAAAUGAAUAGAACUGACAUGGCACUCCCAUUUCAAAUUCCCAUUCUAAUCAUUCUAUCUCUUUGUACAUUCUGUUCGAUUUCUAUGCUUGAAUAUACUCCCUCAUCACUUGAAUGAUGUCUGAUGCUUUAACAAAUCUGUACGCUAUACCAUCAAAUAAUGGCCUUAUGAGAAGUUCUCACCUUCUCUUCCCUGUUUGCGUGAGAAGAACAUAAUGUACACCUCCCAAGAGUGCCUGUUUUGUACAUAUUUAUAUUUAUAUGUAAUAGCUUUUUAUACAUUUUGGAUUUGGGGUCAACAUGGUUUACCGUGUGUUCGCUAUGGUCAACUGUCAGGAAUCCACUACGAGUGUGGUUUUUGUAAGAUUUCAAAGUGGAGUAAUUUGUUCUUAAAAAAAAUAAAGAGAAAUUAGCGUUUUGGGUGAAAGCAGAUUGGAUUUCUAUAUGGUGGUAUAAUUAUGCUUUGGAAGAUAUUUUCAUGCGUGCCUUUGUAUGAAGUACAUAUCAUUUUCAAAACUGCCUCAAAACUGGCAAAACAAUUAGAUUUCUAGUUAUGUAGCAAUUUAUCAACAAGUCUCUUACAAAAGAUAAACUUGAAAGGGAUCAUUUGCUCCUCCAGCACACCACUGGUUACUGUAACAGAAAUAGGGUUGCAAAAUUCAGGUAACUUUCCAAAAAUUCCCAGGUUUCCAGAAAUCCUUGUUUGGAUGAUGGAGGGGAUAAGCAGAACAUCCGGAAUCCUCCAACCAGGAUUUAUGGAAAACCUGGGGAUUUUGGGCAAGUUACCGUCAUUUUGCCAUGCAUAGCGGAAAUACAUGCUUUAUGACCACUAAGAGUUUUCAAUGUCAUUAUCAAAGAUAAGAGAAACAGGCUGAAUUUUCAUAGGAGAGGCAGUUAAGCAUCUUCAUCCAAUCAGCUUCUCCUAGUAUCAAUUACUAACUGAGUACAACUUGUACGUCUCCUGCCUUGUAUGUUGUGUUGUUUUGAAUGUUUGCAGUUUUACCUGUCAUCUAUACACUACAGUCAGUAACCCCUAGCUGUGUAAGGGAUGUGUCACCAGGUUUAGAUUCAUAUGGGUGUUCUGAGUUGUUAUUGGAAGGGCAAUGAGGUUUUCUUGACCAUUUGACCUGUCCAUAGUAGUUCCUGGUCAGGAAAACCUACUGACCCUAGUUAUACUAAACAAAGCACCCCGAUAGUUAAAUAUCUCCCCUCUACAUUCCUAGCUUUCAUAAACAUCUUGUUGAAACCACGCCACUGUUCCCUGCUACUCUCAGUAUAUCUGUUGACGUGUGUUUUAUGUUGGCAUCACUUUUUAUAAAGAUAUGUUUUUUUAAUGGAAACUUUUCAGAAAAAGAUAAUAAAAUGUUUAAAGCAGA